Messenger RNA from Perca fluviatilis (European perch), 1079 nucleotides. RefSeq lists its product as uncharacterized. Lineage: Eukaryota; Metazoa; Chordata; Actinopteri; Perciformes; Percidae. Bases 17 to 727 code for a protein of 236 amino acids. The record is from RefSeq and is a predicted model, not a curated record. The transcript is spliced from 7 exons.
AGAUAAAAAAGAGAUCAUGUAUGCCAGGGCUGUGUGGGUGGAGCAUGGCAAGGAAGUGGAGGGAACUGCCCCAGACAACUGGAUUGAUGUUGACAACAAAACCAUUAGAUGGCCAAAAAAAGGGGAAAAGGCAGCUUUCCUCAAUAAACACCCCCCUCAGGAUGACUGGAUGACAUUCACCUUGGUGAAACGUAAAAUGACUUCCGUAAACAUUUGUGAAUGCGAUGAUUACGACAUGACAAGCUAUGUCGAGGAGGAAGAGCAGGAAAAUGAGGAAGUAAGAGGAAGGAGGAAAAAGACCCAACGCAAGUUUGAGGACUAUGUUCUUGAAUCUGACGAGUUGGAGGCAGAAGAAAACGUGACUGAUGCAAUUGUCAAGGCGCCCUCCUUUCCCAUUCCACCAACAAAGGUGACUAAGUCCAUCCAGAUUGAGUCUGCUGGAUUUAACAAAACGUUCACUGACAUUGGACGUUCAAAUUCAGCCAGGUCUCACCAAGUGCAGGGUGCUGGGUCCAGGGACAGGUCCACAGGCAACUCUGGACAUUCAAAUGUAAACCAAGCCAGCCAGUCGAGGGGUGUUGAGCCCAGUCACCAGUCCAGCCACAGCGACGGGUCCCAGCACAGCAACCCAUACCGACACAGUGACGGGUCCAGGCACAGCGACCGGUACCGACACAGAAAGCGGUCCAGGCACAGCGACGGGUCCAGGCACAGCGACCGGUACUGACACAGGAAGCGGUCCAGACACAGUGACGGGUCCAGGCACAGCAACGGGUCUCAGCAAAGCAAACUGUACCAACACAGAAAGCGGGCCAGGCACAGCGACCAGAUGGGACACGACAAGCAGUCCAGGCACAGAGAUUUGUCUAAAAACGGUAUUCCUCCGAAUGCAAUUCACAGUGGCAAGAGUGUAAAUGUUCUAAAGUAACGGCCAUGUUAUAGUGCAUAUUUUGAACAACUGGUUUUGUAUUUAGCAUUCUGAGCUUCAUGACUGACCACUCAAUUUAUUCUAUAUAAAGUAUCAUCAUGGCCAAGAGUACAUAGAUCCCUUUGCGCCGACUUCUGAACUUAAUUAAUCA